ACACUGCUUUCUACUGUUUGUUCUGUAACUCAGCAUAAUGUUUAGAAAGGCUAGUUUAAGCCUCAAGACAUUUUGUCUUGGUGUCUUGGUGAAGCGUAGGCCUCAAGGCAUAUUAAAAAAAAAGGAAGACCACAUGUACAUGAGUGGUCUAUUCCCACAAUUUAUUAAUAGCCUCACUUUUGGCGAAGGAAAACCAUGAUUACAAUAACAAAACAGCACAAAACAAAACAAAAGAAAAAGAUCACAAACAAAAACAGCCUCAUUGAGCCAAGACACAACAAAACAUUAUAGAAUUAAGUUCCAGUCUCUAGGGAAGCAAGAGAAAGGACCGUCUUUGAAACCCUUAACUUCGUUUAACCACAAAGCAAUCCAAAGCUUGAUCUUACCCUACAAAUCAUCUGUAUCACUACUCUGAUCCUCAAAAAUAACCAAACACCCCACCAAACUGCGGCCCACCGCGGUUGUCCACAGAAUUUGACCUUCCUUACUUCUACUAACAUAAAAUAAAAAUUGUUUUGCACAAGAUUGAGAUAUCACCCAACUCAUCUUUAGCUCAUCAAGGAGUCUAUACCACAAGUUUAAAACAAUCUCACAAUGAAGGAAAAGGUGGCUGACAUUUAAACUAGCCUUCUGACACAACACGCACCAGCCCGAAGAGAUAAACAUAAACAAUUUCCUCUUUUGAAGCACUUCAUGCACAUUAAGCCUCCCCCACAACAAUAACCACAAAAACAUUCUGACUUUUGGUGGGACAUGAAUCUUCCAUAGAAUUUCCACCAACAAGGUGCAAAAAAAGAAUCAUCAUCUCUAAGGGCAUUAAAGGCUGAUUUACAAGAAAACAUCCCUGAAGAAUCCUCUUUCCAAAUCUUGCAAUCCUUGAGCACUUGUCAAAGGCGGCUUGUGUCCAGAGUAUCUAAGAGACUAACCAAAUUUGAUAAUUCUGUAUCUCCAAGAUUCUUGCGAAAAUGUAGGUUCCAAGUCACUGGAUUUGAGUAUUCUACCACAAAGUGGAAUAUCCAAUGCUCCCUUUUUUCACAUAUCCUAGCUAGCCCAGGAAAUGUCUCACUUAAAGCUACCCACCAACACAACUCUCCUCCCAAAACCGAAUCUUGCUACCACUACUUGCCUUGAAAGAAACAAGUUGCAAAAAGUCCUCAUACAAAAGCCCUAUACCCUUCCACGAACUUCUAUGUGUUCCUCUAGAUCGCUUAUUAGUAUCCCACCCAUUGCAAUGCAUCCCAUAUUUAUUUUUGAUCACCCUACAUCAAAGAGAACCUUGCUCGAGGGGAAAUCUCUAUAGCCAUUUCAUCAAAAGUGACUUGUUUCUCAACCGCAAUUUACCAAUACCCAAACCACCCUUGUUUUUCGAGCGACACACUACUUCCCAAGAGAUUAAGUGAUCUCCCUUCCCCAACUCUCCUCCCUCCUAGAGAAAAUUCCUUAUAGUUUUCUCCAAAAUCUCUGUCACAUGGCCGGGCAUUCUAAACAGAGAUAAAUAGUAAAUUGGCUGGGAUGAUAACACAGAAUUAAUUAACGUGAGCCAGGUUAUCCACAAUGGCCAAGAAGUUCGAAGCUGUGGUGGAUGCUUAGAAGGGAGAGCUCCAGCAAGAAGUUCAAUCGAAAUUAGCAGCAGUAUGCCAGCGAUGGAAAAAGCCCUGCAACUUAUUGUUGCCCAAAUGAACCAAUCAACUCGAAAGGAUGUAAGCGAGUCUUCAUCAAUUAGCACCAACCAAGCUCGUUGAGCUGUCGAGGGCGAUACGAUGAUAUGAGGAUAGCCAGCUGGAUCGCAGGAGGCCCGGUCUUCGCCGAUCCCACCGAUGGUGCAUUCUGAUCAUUUCACUUCCGGUCCCUUCACUUUCGGUUCCUGGGUUGGCCGAGAUUACCGUUCUCCCAGAAUGGAGCUACCUUUGUUUUCAGGCGACAACCCCGAGGGUUGGAUAUAUCGAGCUGAACGAUAUUUCCUGCUAUCCAAGAUGACCGAAGCCCACAUGCUCGAGACAGCCAUCAUCGACCUAGACGGGGACGCCUUAACAUGGUUUCAGUGGGAAAAUCAAAGGCGACCAAUCACACCGUGGGGAACCUUGAAGACUUACUUCUUUCCCAUUUUUGUGCUUAGUCGGUUGGGUCCUUAUCGGAGGAGUUUCUGUCGGUGAAGCAAGAGUCUACGGUGAGGGACUAUCGGCUUCGUUAGGAGGCGCUGGCUUCUCGGGUACCCGAUACCCCGAAACACAUUUUGGAAGGAAAUAUUGUCAAAGGGCUCAAAGAAGAGAUCAGAAGUGCUUUUCGCAUUCUGAAGCCCAUAGGCUUGGCCCAAGUAAUGGACUUGGCCCAACGAAUUGAAGGUCAUCAGAUGUUGAGUGGGCCUACCCCAAAUAAUCGAUCAACUUCUCCCAAGCAGGCUUUAAGCCCUAUCAUCCCAACUCGAUCGUCCAUUUCAGCUUGGACUACUAAACCACCAUCGACUUUGAGCUCCAAUUCUUCGAUUGCUUCAGUUUCCACUCCGGUACCGAGUACUACAACAGUCAAUAUGAAGAAACCAAGAAACCUCAGCACGAAGAAUCACGGAGGCAGAAUAUCAAGAUAGGAAGGCUAGGGGAGUGUGUUUUAAAUGUGAAAAGAAGUGGCAUUGAGGGUAUGAAUGUGAGCAGAAGGCUUUGCAAAUGAUUUUGAUGAUGGAUGAGGAAGAAGGCAGCCCACAAAUGGAGUCACCACCAACAACCCCUGAAUCUUUAGAAGACAUUGCGAGUGAAGAGACCUUGGCCACUUUCACUGAACUCAUUAGUUGGAAUUACUUCAGCUAACACAAAGAUGAAACUAGCAGGUAAGAUUGGACAACACUCGGUAACGGUACUCGUAGAUAGCGUGGCAACACAAUUUCAUUUCAGUCGAUAUGGUUAAGGUAGCCAGCAUACCAAUCACAGCUACAUCUUGCUAUGGUGUUUUGUUGGGGACAUGAGGCAAGGUUCGCACGGACGGGAUAUGUAGCUCAGUGGAACUUGAUUUAGGAACUAUUAGAGUCGUAAUUGAUUUUCUUCCGCUUGAGUUGGGAGGGGCGGAUGUCAUUUUGGGUAUUAAAUGGCUGGAAACAUUGGGAAAUAUGCAAGUAAAUUGGAGAAUUAUGGUGAAGUUUGAAGUGGGGGGUUCUUGGAUAACUUUCACUGUGCAGCAAGAGGGAGAAGGAUUUUGGAGAGUUUGGGGAUUUUGCAGUGGAAGAGGAACCCAAAAUUUGUUCAUUACCACCACCUGUCACCACCAUUUUGGAGAAAUUUGGAGUUGUUUUCGAUAUGCCGCAAGGAUUACCUCCACCUCGGGCAAGGGAGCAUUCGAUAUGUUUGAAGGAAGGAAUGGGACCGAUUAGUGUUCGGCCUUAUCGGUAUGCACAAGCUCAGAAGGAUGAGAUUGAGAGAUUGUUGGUAGAAAUGUUGAAAGCGGGAAUCGUACAACCUAGCACAAGCCAUUUUUCCAGCCCAAUGCUCUUAGUGAAGAAAAAUGAUGGGAGUUGGUGAUUUUGUGUUGAUUAUGGGGUCCUGAAUCGAGCUAAGGUGGCUGAUAAGUUUCCCAUACCGGUCAUAGAUGAGUUGCUAGAUGAGCUUCAUGAUUCCUAGGUGUUCUCUAAGUUGGACAUCAAAUCGGGAUACCAUCAAAUUCGGGUAUGUGCCAAGGAUAUGGAGAAAACAGCCUUCCGAACACAUGAAGGGCAUUACAAAUUCUUGGUGAUGCCUUUUGGUCUCACAAAUGCUCCCGCUACUUUCCAAGCACCAAUGAAUAAGGUAUUUCGUGAUUUCUUAAGAAAGUUUGUUCUAGUGUUUUUUGACGACAUUUUGGUGUACAGUGCUACUCUAGAAGAUUGUGGAAAAAUAUACUCUUGAUUGUUAUUUUUACUUCUAAAGGAAUAGCCUUUAAAUAGGUUGAGUACAAAAGAAUAUUCUAAGUAUAGACUAAUUUACAUUAAUUACACCUUAACUGUAAAAUACUAAUUAAUAAUUCAAAUUGUUUCUACACCCUCCUUCAAGCUGGUGCAUACAAGUCCCACGUGCCCAGCUUGCACACUUGCUCAUCAAAGCUUUCUUUUGAUAAUCCUUUUGUUAGCAAAUGAACAGCUUGUUGUUUGCUUGGCACAUAAACGACACAUGGUUCUUUUUCUUCAAUUUUUUCUUUUAUGAAAUGACGGUCCACCUCCACAUGUUUGGUUCUAUCAUGAUGAACCAAAUUGUGCUCUGUAUUAAUAGCUGAUUUAUUGUCACCGUAUAGUUUCAUAGGAUUUGCUCUUUGAAGUUGUAGUUCUUCAAAAACUCAUUUGAUCCAGAUCAAUUCACAUAUUUCUUGAGGAAGAGCUCUAAGCUCACCUUCAGCACUGCCUCUUGCAACAACAGGUUGUUUCUUGCUUCUCCAAGUAACAAGGUUUCCCCACACCUUGGUACAAUAUCCAGAUGUUGAUCUUCUGUCCUCAAUUGAACCUGCCCAAUCUGCAUCAGUGAAAGCUUCUAUGCCUCUUUCUUCAUUUUUUCUAAACAAUAGACCUUUUCCAGGUGUCUUCUUUAGAUACCGUAAUAUCCUGCAAACUGCCUCCAAGUGUUCUUCAAAAGGGUUGUGCAUAUACUGACUGACCAAGCUAACUGCAAAGGCAAUAUCAGGUCUGGUGUGAGAUAAAUAGAUCAAUUUUCCCACUAGUCGUUGAUACAUCCCUUUGUCUACAGGUUUCUCUUUUUCUUUCUUCUUGUAUUUCCUAUUGGGUUCCACUGGGGUUGCUGCUGGUUUACAUCUGAGCAUACCAGUCUCUUUGAGUAGAUCAACAACAUACUUACGUUGAGAGACUGAAAUCCCCUGCUUGGUUCUUGCUAACUCCAUAUCCAGAAAGUAUCUCAUCUGGCCAAGAUCUUUUACCUCAAAUUCUUGGGCUAGUAGUUUUUUAACCUCCUCUAUUCCAUUAAGGUCAUUUCCAGUUAGAAUUAUAUCAUCAACAUCAUGGUUUUAAAAAAUGGUUGAGGCGUACGCCUCGAGGUGAGGCGGUAAAAAAACGCCUCUGAGGCGCCGCCUCAUAGAGUGGCAGUGAGGCGCACGCCUCACGUGGGUGAGGCGAAUCGAGGCGACCGUGUCUGAGGCGAGGCGGGCUGAGGCGGACUGAGGCGUAUGCCUCAUGGUUUUGCUCUUUUUUGGCUGUUUUAUUGCCUCACACGUGAGGCUUUUUUUAAAAUAGUGUUUUGGGCUUUUUUUUAAAACUAAAUGGGCUUAAAAUUUGGGCUUAUUUUAUUAGAUUUUAAGUUAAAAAAACCCUAAGUUUCUUCUCUUUUCUGAUUUCACAGCAAUCCCACGGCAGCAUCUCCCCUCUCUCUCUUUUCUUUCUCCUUCACGGCAGCAUCUCCCCUCUCUCUAACUUCACAGCAGCCUCUCUCCAUCAUCCCAGCUCUUCCUCACACUCUUCAUUUAUCUCCUUUUCAAGCAAGAAGCUCUCUCCUCCCACUCAUCAUCUUUUUUUUUUUUCACCUCUUUUUCUCAAAGUCAAGACAGUUACCAGCCUUCAAUAGUUCAAUCUUUUUCUCAAAGUUGAUUGUUUUAGAGAGGUAAAUAAUUUAUUUAAUCUUCUCUGUUUUUUGUUUUUCAAUUUCCUUAGUUUUUGUUUUAAAGUUGCUGAAUUUUUAAUUUUAUUUUAUGCUUUUAGUUGCUGAAUUUAAGUUGGGAAGGAUGAGUAGAAAAGAUCCUGCUUGGAAGUAUAGUGUUGAAAUAGAAGUGCCCGAAAAAGGUGGAAAAAAAGGAUACAAGUAUUUAUAGUGUAAUUUUUGUAGUAAAGAUAUUAAAGGAGGGGUGAAGAGAGUGAAAGAACAUCUUGCUUGCACACACAAAGAUGUAAAACCAUGUCCUAAAGUACCUAAAGAAGUCAAGGAUGAGAUAAGUCAAUAUUUGAAAGACUAUGAAAAUACAAAAUUUAUUUCUCAACGAAAGUUUGAUGAGGCGGUGGAUUGUGGAUCCUACUUUGGUGAUGGACCUAGUGGUUUUGGUAGUGGCAAUCCUUUGGAGGGCGUGAAUUCUUGUCCUAGUGGUAGUUCUAGAGGUGUUAGAGGGCCUAUGGAUCGAUUUAUGGAGAAUAAAGGAGAUGAUGAAAAUGAAAGAAAUACCGCUGCCACAAAAAUGACUCCAACGAGUGCUAAAGAGCAUCGAAAUCAAGUAUGUUUAGAUAUUGGGAGAUUCUUUCUUGAGAAUGGGAUCCCAUUUAAUUGUGCAAGAAGCCCAUCAUAUUUCAAUAUGUUGCGUUCGGUUGGGAAUUAUGGUCGAGGAUUGAAAGCUCCAACAAUGCAUGAAAUGAGGACUUGGAUACUAAAAGAAGAAGAGAAGACAACAUCCGAAAUUGUGAAUGAGAUCAAAGCAACAUGGAAACGAACAGGGGUUUCAUUAUUAUCAGAUGGUUGGUCAGAUAUGAGAAAUAGGAGUCUGAUCAAUUUUCUAGUUAACAAUCUCUAUGGGACUGUUUUUUUGAAAACUAUUGAUGCAUCAGAUUGUGUAAAAGAUGCACAAAAAUUGUUUGAAUUGCUUGAUGAUGUUGUUGAAGAAAUUGGUGAAGAUAUUGUCAUUCAGGUGAUCACAGAUAAUGCAAGUGCAUACAAGACAGCUGGAAGAUUAUUAAUGGAGAAGAGAAAAAGUUUGUAUUGGACUCUGUGUGCUGCUCAUUGUAUUGAUUUGAUGCUAGAGAAAAUUGGAGAAUUGCCACAACAUAAAAAUGCUUUGCUUAAAGCAAAGAGAGUUAGCAAUUUCAUCCAUAACCAUCAAUGGGUGUUGAGUUUAACAAGAAAAUUUGCAAAGAAAGAUCUUCUUCGACCAGCUGUCACACGAUUCGCCAUUGCCUUUCUAACUUUAGAAAGUAUGCAUCAAUUGAAGCAACCACUACAAAUGAUGUUUGUUUCAAAAGAAUGGUCAAGUUGUGCAUGGGCAAAGAAACCUGAAGGGAAAGCUGUGAAGAAAAUCAUAAUGAAUGAUAAUACAUUUUGGCCUAGUGUGGUUUAUUUCAUAAAAACCACAAAGCCCCUUGCGAAUGUUUUAAGAAUAGUUGAUGGUGAGAGGACACUAGCAAUGAGAUUUAUUUAUGAUGCUAUGGAUGAGGCAAAAGAAAAGAUAGCAAAGAACUUAGAUGGAGACGUGUCUUCAUAUAAGGAGAUUUGGGAUAUCAUUGAUCAGAAGUGGAAGUUUCAAUUGCAUCGCGACUUGCAUGCAACUGCAUAUUACUUGAAUCCUCGAUUCAGAUGGAGUCCCAAUGUUUCCGAGCAUCCAGAGAUUAAAACUGGUUUGUAUAAGUGCAUGGAUAGACUCAUCAAGGACCAAGAAACAUAUGUGAAGGUCGAUGCCCAACUUGAUGAGUAUAAAUACAAGCGAGGAUUGUUUGGCUUCAGAUCAUCCUUAACAUCAUACUUAACACGUCCGCCUGUUGAAUGGUGGGACAACUUUGGAGAUGAAGUUCCAGAACUCAAGUCAUUUGCAACAAGAGUUCUAGGUCUUACUUGUUUAGCAUCGGCAUGUGAACGUAAUUGGAGUACGUUCAAUCAAGUGCACACAAAGAGAAGAAAUCGUCUGAGCACAAAAAAGAUGAAUAGUUUGGUGUACAUUAUGUACAACAAAAAGUUGAAGCACAAAUUUUUUAAAAAACAAUCACGAAGAGAGGAAGAUGAUCCUUUGAUUGUUGAAAAUGUGUCUUCUGAUGAUAAAUGGGUAGCCAAUCCAAAUGAUGAAGAGGAUGGUGAUAGUAGAGCAAUCGAAGUUGGUGGGGAAAUUGAGAUUGAGGAUGAGGGUGGAAGUUUAGCACCGAGGAAGAGGAAAAGAAAUCAAGCACCAAUUGAAGUGAAUUUGGAUGAGGAAGAUGAAUUUGAAGGAGGAGAAAAUGACAGUGAAGAUGGAGAUGAUGGUCGAGCUAUACAAUUUCAUGAGAGUGAUGAUGAAGAAAGUGAAGAGUUCUUGGAGAUUUAUUGCAUUUUAUUUAUGAUUUGAAGACUUAUAACUAGAACUUUUAUGACUUUGAUAUGGACUUAUUGUUUGUUAUGAAUUCUAUGAAUUUUAUGAAUUUUAUGAAUUUUAUUAUAUUUUUAAAAUUUUAUUUGUUCUUAUAGUUGAGGCGUAGUUGAGGCGUACGUCUCGUUGCGCCUCGAGGCUUACGCCUCGCGGUACUAAGAGAAACGCCUCGCCUCGCGAUUUCGCCUUUCAAAACCUUGAUCAACAUAGAUAAUAAGAAUUACAAUCUUACCAUCUUGUGAAUGUUUGAAGAAUAGAGUAUGAUCCGACUGACCUUGUUUGUACCCAUGCUUUUUGAUCACUUGAUUGAACCUCUCAAACCAUGCUCGUGGUGAUUGUUUCAAGCCAUAGAGAGAUUUCUUUAAGUGACAUGCUGUUUUUUUUCCAUAUUUUCCUUCGAGACCAGGAGGAAUCUUCAUAUAGACCUCUUCCUCUAAAUUUUCGUUUAGAAAGGCGUUCUUAAAAUCAAGUUGCUGCAAUGGCCAAUCAAGAUUAGCAGCUAUUGAUAGGAGAAUUCUUACUGUGUUUAGUGCAAAUGUCUCUAUGUAGUCCACCCCAUAAGUUUGAGUGAACCCCUUUGCAACCAGUCUCGCCUUGUAUCUAUCUAAAGUACCAUCAGCUUUGUAUUUCACUGUGAAUGCCCACUUGCAUCCUACAACAUGUUUGUCUUUUGGCUCAGCAACUAUUUUCCAUGUAGCAUUUUUUCCAAUGCCCCUAUUUCUACUUCAACCGCUUUCUUCCACUCAGGAAUGGACAAGGCUUCAUCAAUAUUCUUUGGAAUAAUUGUUUCCUCAAUUUUGGCAGCAAGGGCUCUGAAUUUUGGUGUGAGUCUGCUGUAGCACACAUACUUAGAUAUAGGAUGUAAAGUACAAUUCCUCACUCCCUUUUUGCAAUGGACAGAUCUGAUUCUAUCACACUCGAACUAAGAUUAGAAUCAAAUGCAAUUGGACUCAAAGAAUCACUUACAUUGGGAUUUGUCACUGGUUCAGACUCAUGGGAGACGAGAUCCGUAGUUGGCGGUAUUACUUGAUGUUUGUUCCGUCGUCUUGUAUAAACCAACAACUCUUUUUCUGAAUUUAUUUGGUCUGUCUUUUCCAUUUCAAAAGUGUUUUGUUCAGAAUUUAGCACAGAAUUAGACUCAAUUGGCGGUCUAGACGCUGUUGGUGGAUUAGAUUCAAUGGGUGGAUUGAAUUUAGGUCCUAUCAUUGGUAAACAGGUAUCCUAGCAGUGAGUAUAUUUAACAAUCCCUCCCUGAAGUGAAGUGUUGGGAUAAAAAGGUUGCUCUUCAUUGAAUGUGACAUCUGAUGAGACACUAAGGUGACGAGUGAGAGUGUUGUAACAUUUGUAGCCCUUUUUGGUGGAAGAAUACCCAAGGAAAAUACACUUUUGAGAACGAGGAUCAAGUGUGGUAUGAUUAGGUCCUAAAACAUGAACAUAGGCUGUACAACCAAACGGUUUUAGUGGAAUACCUGAGAGUAGGUGAGUCUGAGGAUAAAUCUUAAUAAGAGAAGAUAUUAGAGUUUGAUAGUGGAAGACACGAGAAGGCAUUCUAUUGAUUAAAUAAGCUGUUGUCAAAAUAGCUUCUCCCCAAAAAAUCUUAGGAACAGUAGUAGUAAACAUGAGAGCCCUAGCAACUUCUAACCGAUGUCGAUUUUUCCUUUCAGCAAUCCCAUUUUGUUGGGGAGUACGAACACAUGAGCUUUGAUGGACAAAGAAGGAAAACAAAUUGAGGUUAGUCGGUUGGGCCCUAGUGAAGAGGAACAAGGCCCUUUUUCUUCAAUUAAAAGUAGUGACAGGCCCAUAUCCCAUAAAGGGGAUACUCGGCUGGGCCAUAGUGUAAAGGAAAAAGGCCCAUUUUUUUCAAAUACAAUUAUCCUUAGUGCCCAAUUUCACUAUGAAGGCAGCAGACCGAAGGGCUAUACUUACAACAUGCUUUGACUUGAAAAAAAAGGAGUUUUGCCCAAAAGAAAGAGACGCAUUCUCAAGAGCAAUUAUCCUCAUUUGGUUAGAUUUUAAUUGGUCAAACAAAGCAAGAAAGAGCUCAGUCCUCAUUAAAGAAAUGGAUAUUUGCGGCAUAAGUACCCAAUGUUUGGGUUUUGUACGCGGCAUAGACCCAAUGUUUAUUUUUAGUGGCGAAAGUACCCAAAGUCAGUAAAACUGUAAUUCCGUCAGCCUCCUCCGUUAGGUUCCGUUUCGUGAUGACUGGACCAACACGUGUCACUUCGUGAUUGGUUCAACUCAAUAAUAUAUUAGGGAUAUUUGCAGCAUAAGUACCCAAUGUUUGGGUUUUGUACGCGGCAUAAGUACUCAAUGUUUAAAAAUAAUUAUGAUUUGGACCAAUAAAAACGUGACACGUGUCUGCCUAACGGAGUCUAACGGAGGAGACUGACGGAAUUACAGUUUUACUAACUUUGGGUACUUUUGCCACUAAAAAUAAACAUUGGGUCUAUGCCGCGUACAAAAUCCAAACAUUGGGUAUUUAUGCCACAAUUAUCCCUUAAAGAAAUUGAAACUUCAGAUCAGGAAGAAGAAAAGAAGACACAAGAAAAGCUGUUUGUGUACACAAAAAAGAAGAAAGUUUAUUCAAAAAAGGCUAAUAUGGGAAUAGUAGAUACAGUGGACAACCUUCUAGACGAAAUAGUUGGCAUUGAAGAAUUACAGGGGUAUCAUGAUGACAGUUCGACUAGAGGCAGCUCAGAGGAUGAGGAUGACCAUUCUCUUACAUCAUACAAGGAAGAAUUAGAAGCAAUUCUGCCAGAUAUGAGACAAUUGUGGAUUACAAACGAAGAUAUGAAGGAGGACGUGGGGGACUUUUACAAGAGGAAGGUCAAGAGGCUGAAUUAGAUGAUCUAGUUCAGGAGAGUGGUUCACACCAAAAAAAGGAGAUUGCUCAACAACAAGCACAGGAUUGGAGUGUUCUUGUGCAAUCUCUGAACAAUAUGGGGAUGUCAAUGGUACUUAAAAAACCAAGGAGUAGAGAACUAAAAAAUUUGACAUUCAGUGUGAAUUAUGAAAACAACCGGAAGAAGAAUGGGGGCUCAAGUAAAUCUAAAUGAAGAUAAUGACUUGGAAUGUGAGGGGAAGCGGGAUAGUGGAGAAGAGGAGGGCCAUGAAGGCAUCCAUUUGUAAGAUAAAUCCUGAUUUAAUUUUUCUUCAAGAAGGUAAAAGGGAGAGUGUGGAUAGAAGGUUCUUAGGAAGCAUUUGGAGGUCUAGAUAUAAGGCGUGGACUUUACUUCCUGCAGUAGGAAGAUCAGGUGGGACCCUUAUAGGGAAAAAAAUCUGCUGUCCCCAAUUUUCUAUCCCCUCCAUGUCCCACCAAUUAGUUUAAGACAUCUCAUUUAUUUAUUUAAUAUAUAUUUAAAUUAUUUACAAUUUUCUCUUUUUCCAAUUAUAUUAAUACUAUAAAUAGAUGACGUGUCUUACAAUAAUUGGUGGGACAUAGAGGGGAUAGGAAAUUGGGGACAGCAGAUUUUUUUUCCCCUUAUAGCAUGGGACACGAGAAAUAUAAAAGUGACUAAUUCAUUAGUGGGUGAGUUUUCAAUAUCAGUUUUGAUCGAAGCAGAAGAUAAAAGUCCGUGGUGGUUCUCAGGGGUGUAUGGCCCAAGUAGAUAUGGGGAGAGAUCAGCUUUCUGGGAUGAAAUAGUGGGGUUAAGUGUAAUUUGCGGAGAAAAAUAGUGUCUGGGGGGUGACUUUAAUGUGGUACGGAGAGUACAGGAAAAGCUGAAUAGCAGUUCUACUACGAAAAGUAUGAAACUUUUUGAUGAUCUAAUAAGGGAAUUGCGACUAAUAGAUCCCAAAUUGAAUAAUGGGAUGUACACAUGGUCAGAUUUUAGACAACAACCCAUAUGCUGCAGAUUGGAUAGAUUUCUAUUCCCUACCAAAUGGAACGAGUUAUACUCAUUUGCUAGACAGGAAGUCCAUGUAAGGAUCGUAUUAGACCAUAGCCCGAUAGUUCUUGACUCCAAUCCGCCAUCGUGGGGACCCAGUCCUUUUCGUUUUGACAACUCAUGGUUAGAACAUAGUUCCUUCAAUAAGGAAUUUGAAAAAUGGUGGAAGAAUGCACAAGCAGUAGGAUGGCCACGGUAAAAAUUUAUGGAAAGGUUGAAACAAGUUAAAGGAAAGGUCAAAGAAUGGAGUAAGAAGGAAUUUGGAAGUAAAAGAUUUUUGAAACAAGCAUUAGAGAGGUGAAUCACAGAGCUUGACAGGUUGGAGGAGAGGGGCAACUGGAACUCAGAGUUUGUGGAAGAAAGAAGUAGAAUUAAAAAAGAAUGGCAGCAAAUUUCUCUUGAGGAGGAAAGAGGGCUAUGGUUGAAAUCAAGAUGUAAAUGGGCUAAAGAGGGAGAUGCAAACUCAAAGUCCUUCCACAACAUUUUAAGCGCCAGAAAAGCUAAGAAUUUCAUAUCUAGGAUUGAGAAAGAUGAUGGAUCAAUACUGGAUAAAGAGGAUGAUAUAGUGAGUGAAAUCACCAACUUUUAUUCCAACCUCUAUAAAUCCUCCGAAAGAAGCGUCUUAGACAUUGAAGGAAUUGAUUGGAAGACAAUACCAGAGUAUUUAGCAGAACAUCUUGAGAGACCCUUUGUGGAGGAGGAAAUUAAACCGGCAGUGUUUGAUUGUAAUGGGGAUAAAGCGCCAGGCCCAGAUGGCUUCACAAUGGCAGUGUACCAAGCCAACUGGGAAGUAUUGAAGGAAGACUUGAUGGAGGUAUUCAGAAGGUUCUCAGAAGAUGGAAUCAUCCAAGGAAGUAUGAAUGAAACAUACAUAUGCCUCAUACCCAAAAAGUUAAACAGUUGCAAGAUCAAAGAUUAUAGGCCAAUCAGUCUAAUUACUAGUCUGUACAAGAUUAUUUCCAAGGUUCUAUCCUACAGGCUGAGGGGGUCCCUGCUGACACAAUAUCAGAAGCUCAGGCUGGUUUUGUAGAGGGUAGGCAAAUAUUAGACUCGGUUUUGGUAGCUAAUGAGGUUGUUGAGGAAUACAAAAGUAAAGGAAGAAGUGGAUUGGCUUUCAAAAAUUGGCAAACUACCGUGUUGGCAACUUUUUGGGCCUUAUGGCUAGAGAGAAAUAAUAGACUAUUUGAAGAUAUAUCCAAUUCUGUAGACACUAUUUGGGAUAAGAUAAAAUUCUGGGUGGCUACUUGGGUGUAUAGAAACAAAUUUUUUGAGGGGGUUCUCUUUUCUGAUCUUAUUAGAGAUUGGGCCAAUUUCUGGAUUUAAGUUUAGUUGUUUGGGGUUAGUUGUGUUUUUUGGGGUUGUUUUGUUGUUUUCUUGUAACCACGGUUUUCCUCCGCCACAAGUGAGGGUUUUUAUUAUUUUGAGUUGAGGUCAGUCUUUGACCUCUGUCUCUUUUUCAAAAAAAAAAAAAAAAAAAAAAAAAUUGACUUUGAGAAAAUAUGACUAUGUCAAGUGGGACUUCCUAGAUUUGGUAUUAGCAAAAAAGGGCUUCAGACAAAAAUGGAGGAGAUGGAUGAGGGGUUGUUUGUCCUCUGUCUCAUACUCUGUCUUCAUAAACGGGAGACCUAGAGGGAAGUUUUUCGCAACCAGGGGUCUUAGGCAGGGUGAUCCCCUAUCCCCUUGUUUACUGUUGUGGUGGAAAUUUUAGGAAGAAUGGUAGAUAGAGCCGUUGAGUCACUCUUCUCCACAGAUUCCUUAUUGGGAGAGAAAAGGUCAUAGUAAGUCGCCUUCAAUUUGUAGAUAAUACGGUGUUCUUUGUGAAAGACGAGUGUUCAAUUUCAGAAACUGCUAGACAUUUUGAAGGUCUUCUGUGCUCUAUAUCAGGGAUGAAAAUUAACUUGCACAAAAGUCAGUUACUUGGGUUGAAUAUGAACGUGGAGUCAGUUGAAUUUUUGGCUCGAAACAUGGGAUGUGAAGAGGGUCAAUGGCCGCUAAAAUACUUGGGAUUACCUUUAGGGGGAAAUCCUAAGAAGUAAGUGUUCUGGGAACCUGUGGUGGCCAAAUGUGCCAGCGGGCUUGAUGGAUGGAAGAGUGCUUGUCUGUCUAGAGGGGGGAGAUUGACUCUAAUUCAAUUUGUUCUUUCGUCUUUAUCAACAUAUUAUCUUUCACUAUUUAGAGCGCCCAAAAUCAUUAUAAACACUCUUGAGAAAAUAAUGAGGGAUUUCUUUUGGGAAGGAGGUGAAUUGCUGGGCUUAGAACAUUUGGUGGCUUGAGAAACGGUGUGUAAACCUAGAUUUCAAGGUGGAUUGGGAAUAGGCCAUUUGGAGUGGAGAAACAGAGCAUUCCUCAUGAAAUGGUUGUGGAGAUUUCCAUUAGAAGACAGGUCCUUGUGGCAUAAAGUGAUAAAAAGUAGAUAUGGGGUUAUUGAUAAUCAAUGGGAUACCAAAACAGGGGAAAGAUUGUCUUACAAAGGCCCAUGAAAAAGUAUUGCGACACUAUAUGAUGAUUUUCUAGGUUUGGUACGUUUCAAGGUGGGUAACGGUCAGAGGAUCAGAUUUUGGGAGGAUAUAUGGUUUGGAGAUGUUGCCUUAAAGGACCUAUUUCCUGAUUUGGCACUUAUCUCUAAUGCUCAUAAUAGAAGUAUAAAUGAGAUAGUGGUCGAGGGUGAAGGAUUGUCAGCUUCUAAUUGUGGGUGGAAUCUCCAUUUUAGAAGGAAUUUGAGAGAUAGGGAGGUGCCAAAUUUACUGGAAAUGCUCUAGUUUCUUGAGCAAAAACCAAUAUUUCGGAUGUUGAAGGAUUCAAGAAUUUGGAUUCCAGGAUCCACUGGUAAAUUUUUUUCUUGCAAGUCUGCUUUCCAUGAAUUUGUAUCAAAUCAACCAACGGUAGAGGAAGGAUGGGCUAAAAUAGUGUGGAAAAGUUGUGUUCCAUCAAAAAUCAAGAUAUUUGGGUGGUUGAUAGCUGUGGAAAAGUUGAAUGUUCAAGAGACCUUGCAAAAGAGAAGGCCUUUCCAGUCUUUGUCACUGGGUUGGUGUGUUUGCUGCAAGAACAAUGGGGAAUCUCUCUCCCAUCUUUUUUUUGAAUGUUCAUUUACAUCGUCAUUAUGGAACUGUUUGCUGAGAGUUCGGCAUCCAGUGGUGUAUGCCUCAGAAAUGCAAACAGUUGUUGGCUUGCAAGCUUAGAGGAGGCACAAGGAUGUUUAGGUUGUGGUCGACAGCAGUUUUAGCUAUCCUAUGGGCUGUGGUUAGAAAGGAAUGGUCGUAUAUUUGAAAAUAUAGAAAACAAAGUAGAAGACUUGUGGGAGAAGAUCAAAAUUUGGGUUGCAUUGUGGGUGUAUAAAACUAAAGGUUUUGUUGAUUUAUCUUUUCAAGAUCUCAACAGAGAGUGGGUCUGUAUUUUGUUUUAAGAUACUAUAUUUAUGGCUUAGAAAUUUUGAUGUUUUAUUGUAUGAUUUAUUGCUUUAAUAUUUGUGUUACCACGGUUUUCCUUCGUCAUAAGUGAGACUCCCUAAUAAAUUUGAGAGGUCAGUCUAAGACAUUUGACCUCUGUCUCUUUUUAAAAAAAAAAAUGCCAUUAGAGAUAAGAUAAUCACUUAAGAUGGAAUUAAAAUAUUCUGUACCAUUAUCAGUGUGCAGAACUUGGGGAUUAGCUUGAAAUUGAUUUUUAAUCAUUGAAUGAAAUUUUUUUGAAGGUGGCAGCGGCAUCAGAUUUGUCUUUUAAAAGAAACACCCAAGUUAAAUGAGUAUGAUCAUCUAUAAAGGAUAUAAACCAUCGAGUAUUAGAGAUGUUUAUAACCCUGGAUGUCCCCCACAUGUCACUAUGAAUGAGAGUGAAAGGAUGAAAUGCCUUAUAGGGACAAGAACGAAAAACACUUCGAAUAUGUUUUGCAAAUUGACACACUGCACAUUGGAACAUGUUCAAGUGUUUAUUUUUAAACAGACUAGGAAACAGAUGUUUCAGAUAGGGAAAUUUAGAAUGUCUUAGUCGAUAAUGUCAUCUCAUAAUAUCAAUAUUAGAAGCAGUACAACCAGAAUGCAACCUUUUAUUACCUUGAGCAGAUGAAGGGUCAACAUCAAAGUAGUACAGGCCGCUACAUUUUCUCGUACUUCCAAUUGUCUUCCCCGAGGACAAUUCCUUGAAAUCACAAUGUAAGGGUGAGAAUUUUGCAAUAUAACCUUGAUCAAGGGUAAGUUUGCUAAUUGAGAGGAGAUUACAAGAUAGAUUUGGCACAUGGAGGACAUCUUUAAGAGUAAAGGAGAGGAGAUAGAUAAACAGAACCUUUACCAGCCACAGUUGAUAGAGAGCCAUCAACAAUUUUUAAUUUACUAGUACCUGGACAAGGACUAUAAGUAAUGAAGUGAUGAGAUUGACCAAUCAUGCGGUUAGAUGCGCCAGAGUGGACGAUCCACGACGAAGUUUGAGCCUUAAACGCAGCAGAAGUGUUUGGAGUGGAGAAAUAUCCUAGAGAGUUCAGAUCUGGUGCGAAAGUUGACAUGAGCAACCUAUGGAGUGGAACAAUCUGAUCUGUGGUGAAAGGGAAUGUAUCACGCUAAGCAGCAGUCAUAGCGCGCUCUUUAAAAUUGUUUUCAGCAGCUGAGUGGUGAAGAUUAGGCUGUUCAAAGUGAUGGGUAACAAUCUCAGAGAGUGUUUUUGAGAUUUCGGUGAUGGUGGAAUUAUCACAAGUGGUGUUGAGAUCAGUUGGAGAAGUAACCAUGGUCGAUUUUCAAUGGUCAGAAAGGAGAAAAAAACAACUGAACAAACCCAAAAAAAAAGAAAGUGCAAGAAGAUGAUGAGGAGAGGAUUGGGAAGUGGUGCAGCAAAGAAAUCAGCUGAUAGAGCCCAGAACUGUUGAAAAUCAGAGGAAAGGUGCUGGCUGGGAAGAAAUGGUUACAAAGAUCAUCAACAACACUUAGAAAUGGUUCUUGGAAGGCUACUGUAGCACCAACUCUAUGCAAAUCGCAAGAAAUGUUUGUUUGCUUAAAGCAAACUUGAGUAUUUGGGCCACAUCAUUUCAGCCGAGGGAGUGUUAGCCAACCCGAGUAAAAUUGCGUCUAUGGUUGAGUGGCCAAUACCAAAGACCUUGAGGGACUUGCGGUUUUUUUUGGGUCUCACAGGGUAUUAUCACAAGUUUGUAAAAGGUUAUGGACAGAUUGCUCGACCCUUGACAGAUCAGUUGAAGAAAGAUGCUUUUGGUUGGUCAGCAGACGCACAGGUCGUGUUUGUCAAUCUGAAAGAAGCAAUGUGUUCAGUACCUGUAUUAGCAUUACCGAACUUCUUUAUCUCUUUUAUGUUGGAGGUGGAUGCGUGGGGCAGUGGAUUGGGCGUAGUAUUGAUGCAGAAUCAGCGGCCCAUCGCCUUCUAUGGUCAGGCCUUGUCAUCUAGAGAUCGUACCAAGUCCGUUUAUGAGCGAGAACUAAUGACAAUUGUGUUAGCAGUGCAGAAAUGGCGCCCUUAUCUGUUGGGUCGCAAAUUUCUAGUCUGAACGGAUCAACGGAGUCUCAAGUAUCUAUUGGAGCAAAGAUUGGUAGCUUCUGAGCACCAAAAGUGGCUGACCAAGUUGUUGGGGUACGAUUUUGAUAUUGUUUAUCGAUCUGGCUUUGAGAACAAGGCAGCGGAUGCACUUUCUAGGGUACAUGAGGAUGUGUAUUUGGCAACUAUAUCGGUACCGACACUCAUUUCCAUUCCCGACUUACAAGCUCAUGUGGAGACUAAUCCAUCAUUGGCAAAGAUCAUCCAAGAACUCUAGCAAGGCCGUGAUACAGGUGGGUACUCAUUGGUUCAAGGUUGCUUGAAAUUUUGAGGUCGCUUGGUCAUUCCAUCAUCUUUGCAUUCAUACCACUGUUACUCCAUGAAUAUCAUGGCAGCAGCGUGGGGGUCAUUUUGGGGUAUUUAAAACAUUUUAGAGAGUGGCAAAUGAUAUAUAUUGGGCUGGGAUGAGAAGAGAUGUUCAAAAGUAUGUGUCGGAGUGCACCAUAUGUCAACAGAAAAGUAUAUAGGCCAAUCUCCCACUGGUUUGCUUCAGCCACUACCCGGAGCAAAUUUGGGAAGACAUCUCAAUGGACUUCAUUGAGGGAUUACCGUUGUCUAAUGGAUUUGAUACAGUCCUUGUGGUAGUUGAUAGGCUUACCAAGUACAGUCAUUUCAUCCCUCUUCGCCACCCAUUUUCAGCCAUUACUAUUGUCACAGUGUUUGUGAGGGUAGUGGUAAGGUUACAUGGUAUUCCAAGGUCGAUUGUAUUGGACCGUGACAAAGUGUUUAUGAGCCUAUUUUGGAAAUAGCUGUUUCGCCUGCAGGGACCCCAACUCAAGCAUAGUACCGCCUACCAUCUGCAGUCCGAUGGGCAAACGAAGGUCAUCAAUAGGAGCCUUGAGACAUAUUUGAGGUGCUUUGUGAGUACGAAACCCAAACAGUGGGUAAAUUGUUUACCUUGGACAGAGUAUUGGUACACACAUCGUGCCACGCUUCUGUUGGAAUGAGACCUUUUUUCAGCAGUUUAUCACAGAGAUCCUCCCCCGGUUGUGAGAUUUGAACAUGGGAGCACAAAGGUUUCAGCAGUGGAGAUCAACUUGAAGGAAAGAGAUGAGGUAUUGGAGUUACUAAAGCUGAACCUUCAGAGAGCUCAACACAAGAUGAAAAUGCAAGCUGACAAGAAAAGAUGUGAUGUUCACUUUGCUGUAGGGGAUUUGGUUUAUGUGAAAUUGCGACCAUAUCGACAAAGAUUAGUGGCAUGACGUCGUAAUGAGAAGUUGGCACUGCGUUUCUUUGGCCCUUAUCCAAUGGUAGCGCGUGUAGGGAUAGCGGCAUAUCGCCUAAAACUACCUCCAGAUUUUGCAAUCCACCCAAUAUUUCAUGUGUCACUGCUUCAGGCAGCUUUGGGACCUCACCAACAAGCGUCUGUGUUGCCUCCAGAGUUGGCAGCAGACUUUGAGUGGAGACUCACACCGGAGAAGUUAUUGGUAAGCCCAGGCACACACAAGGCUCCCCCACAAGCUUUGAUCAAAUGGGUUAACCUUCCAGAAUUUGAGGCCACUUGGGAGGAUUUUCUAGUACUUCAGUUGCAGUUCCCUGAUUUUCACCUUGAGGACAAGGUGAGUCUUUGGGCAGGGGUAUUGAUAGGCCACCCUUGACAUAUGUGUAUGCUCGGAGGGGAGGAAAACGGGUGGAGAAGGCCAAGUCAGCAGAGGGUAUGACAGUAGGGACUUAGUGUCAAGAAUUAGUUAUGUAAGCUGGUUUAGCCUAUGGGUGGGUGUAUGGGGAGUUUGUGUACUCCUGAGUAGUAAUAGAAUAAAGAGUGAGUGAGUCAUCUGUUUGGGGGGUGUGGAAUAGCUGAGUAUUGUUGUAUUUGGAGAGAUACAGACUCUCAAAUUCCUGUUAAAUGCCAAUUUCCAUUUUCUUCUCUGAUUGGUUUCUGAAUUACCUAUAUUAGUGCUUUGUUUACUAACCAAUUUGGCAGGAAUACCCUAUCAUUUGCCACACCCACAAAUAACUAAUUUGACUUAGUGUGCCCACUGUAGAUAAUUCUUACCAUCGAGUUUGUGGGUUGUGAUGUGGAGAGAGUUGCUAUCAUGAUUGUAAGGAGAACCUAUGGAUCCACUGGACUAAUGUUGGGCCUGAGUUGGGGCUUGAAUCUGAGUAGGCCCACUGGUUUGAGAAGAAACAUCUUCAUUGGUCGACAUUGUUGGAGACAAUAGACAACCGACUGAACAAUUUUUGAAAAAAAAGGGCUUGGGCAUGGAAUAGCUGGGCUUUAGUCUGAAGGAGGUGAGAGAGACAGAUUGAGAUAAAAUGGGCUUGGGCCUGGGACAAAUGGGCUUUAGUCCGAAGAAAGGAGACAGAAACCUGAGUGAGUCGCACGGGGGAAACGAAGGGAGGGAGGUUAGCUUGGACGGAUUGCCGGUUUGGAGCAGGUGCGAAUGACUUCGCCUAAGAGCCUGGAAGUGCGCCAGACGUUGCCUGAGAGCCUGGAAGUGCGCUGGACUUUGCCUGAGGGCCUGGAAGCUGAGCUGAAUGCUGACAAGGACUGGAUCGAGGGCCUGGGACAACACCCGACUAAGAUAGGAUGUCGCCGGACUGAGAGGGGAACCGUGGGACGUCGCCUGAGAAGAUGGGAGGUCACCGGAUAGAGGGAAGAGACGUCGGCUCUGAUACCAUAUAAAAAAGGAGGAAAAAUUAUAUUUUCUGAAUUCUUUUCUAUGUAUAUUUUACAACCUAAAAUAAGAUAUAUGUAUAUAUAUAUAUAGAGAGAGAGAGAGAGGGUGUUUCAUAUCAAUCCCCUUUAAUGCUGAAUAAUACAAUAAGUAGUAUUCCUAUAAAAUAGGAAACUGAGCAGGUAAAACAAAUCAAGAGGAUUUGAUUUCUUGGCUAUCAACAACAUGAUAUAUAUCUAUAUACACAAUUACAUGUGUAUAUUAUAUAAUAUAAUUAUUUUUGUUGAUGAUCACUUUAUUAGUGACUUAUCAAAAUUAUAUUUGAACUUUAACAUGUUUAAAUAGAUACAAUAUUUAUAUUGGAAUCUAUUUAGUAGGUUUAGUAUGUGUAAAUUUGUUUUAAUAAAAUAAAAUAAUAUAAAUAUAACAUUUAUUUUGGUAUUUUAAUAUUUAACAACACUUUAAUUAUAUAAUUUACCACACUUUAAUAUAACUUUUUCAACUCGCAUCAUUUCAAAAUUUAUAAUUUACCAAACACUCACUAGCUUUUCCCCAUAGUACAACCGCAGCAGCAUUUCCCCACAAUACAAUUGCAACUCCUCCCCACAGCAUAGUUUUACCUAAUUGGCUUCUAAACUAAACUAAUAAAUCAUUAAAACACUAAAAUUUAAGGAAUAAUAAUAAUAAUAAUAAUAAUAAUAAUAAUAAUAAUAAUAAUAAUAAAUGUUUGAAAUAGCAGCCUCAAGUGAUUUCAUGUAGUAUUUUCUAAUUAAUGCUUGGAUUUUAUGGAUAAAUUAACAUCUUAGAAAAGUCACUUUUAUUGAGCCAAACUUAAUUAUGUAAUUGUUAUAAGCCAGUUUUGUUGGGCAUAGCACUUUAAACAAGCCCAAAAUAAGAAUAAUAAGCAAGGCGUUAGCCUUUUGGCACUCUUUUUUUGGCUGCCUCAAACAGAGAGGAGUAAGCCUCUCUUCUCUUCCUUAAGGCGUAAGGCUUAAGGCCUUUUUUUUAAAGCCUCACUUUGAGGCCAGCCUCAAGCCAGCCUCAAAAAAUCUUUUUUAAACAUAUUUCUAUCUUAAUUUCAGAUUUCAGCUCUUUUGUUGUUUUCCUUUUGACUACAGUACAAAGAUAUGAUCCCACGUAUCAAGCAACCAAGCUGCAUUUUGAA
Messenger RNA from Humulus lupulus (European hop), 21188 nucleotides. RefSeq lists its product as uncharacterized. The transcript has 2 exons. Bases 6064 to 7971 code for a protein of 635 amino acids. The record is from RefSeq and is a predicted model, not a curated record. Gene Ontology annotation, molecular function: protein dimerization activity. Lineage: Eukaryota; Viridiplantae; Streptophyta; Magnoliopsida; Rosales; Cannabaceae.